AUGAACAUCGAUGAGACUUAUGAAGAGGACGUCUAUAUGAGUCAGGAUUUCGAUCCUGAAUCGCCCAUUUUUGUCAAUGAUCUGCUAGAACGUGAUGGGGGUUCCAAUGGGUUUAUCAUGGAUAAUAAGACCACUGAACAAUACUUCAUGGGUGACCCGGAUCCAUCAGAACCCAUGCUGGACAAUGGAUUCGACAACUUACACGCCGAAUCGUUGAUCCAGGCUGCCUCAGAAAGUGAUCAUACAAACACUCAUGAUAAAGCUGGCGACCUCAGCCAAACAUCGGGUGACCAUAGUAAUAUUUCGUUUUCCAUUCCGGGAGCUUUCAAAGAGAACAACUAUAUGGAAAUCGAUAACUCGCCACCUUUCACCAUUGACCUGGAUCUAUUCUUCGACUCGGCCAGCAAUAACAAUAAUAACAGCAAUCACAAUACUACUAAUAAUCAGUCGGGCGGUAAGGAAGCUUCUACCAGAGAAACAUUAUUUCCUCAUAACCAAUUCUUUAUCCGCCAAUACAAGAAUCUGCUUCUGCUGCUGAAUCAAGGACAUCUGCCCAACAACAAUGUGUCCCCCAACUCUAAUGUGGUGGGUUCAAAUGUCAAUACCCCUGUACCCACUCAGAACCCCCAUUUCGAUACUCCAAAUUCCGUCAUAAAUCCAAACUACCUCCCCUCCGAAAACCAAUACUAUGAUGACGCUUCUGUUUACUCAUCCAUUGUCAAUGAUAACGAAUCAGUCGAUAACCACAGCCAAUUUAAUCGCCGUUCUAUAAGCAUGACUCAAACCAACCUUAGUGUGGGACCGUAUCCACCGGUGAAUCCUUAUGCCAACGACCUUUCACCUUUGACCACAACCACCUCAUUAACACAUUCAGUGAAUUCACUUCAUUCGACCCAGCCAUCAUUUUUCUCUGCUCAUCAGUACUUACCGAGACACUCUCUUGAAGUACCGUUAUCCCAUAGAAAUUCGGUGGAUUAUAUUUCCAAAAAUCGCAAUUCGAUUGAGCCUUCAACCUCUGUACAACGACAACCAAGAGCAAAUAACAACAGGUACUUGAGUUUUACUAAUUCCAUCUCCAACUACAUUCCGUUCAUGGGUGAUAAGAAUAACAGUAAUAAUAACAACAAUAAUCAAAGAACUUCACCCAUUUCUGGCCCCCCAUCACCAAUUUCCAAUGGAUCAGGCUCAACCCCUUUCAUGAACCAGCCCGCAGCCCAACGCCAACAAUCCAAGCAUCUAAUUAGAAGCAUCUUCAAAUUAAAUCCUCAGAACGCUCAAGAGUCCAUGGAAAAUCCUGAAGUGAACGACAAUGAGUCUCCAGAUAUUGAGGGGAUUACUGAAGAGAUUACCGCUUCCGAAUUUGAUCGUGAUCUUAACGCUGAAUUCUUGGUCUUGAGCCCUACGGGAGAGGAGCUGGAAUUGUACGGCUUAAACCCAUUACCAAAUAACAUCAGCUCCAAAAAAGUGAAAAAACCCAAGAGAAGCAUUUUCACAAGAUUCAAAGGUCCUGUUAAGCAAGAAUCAACUGAUGAGUUGGAUUUCAACAACGAUGAUUCAAGUAAGCAUAGCGGAAACAACUCGUCUAAUCAAGAGCUCGAUGAUCCGCAAAGCUUUGAUUUUCAUGGUAAUAUGUCAAGAACUCCUUCAUCUGCUAAUACUGUUAGAACUGGAAAUAAUCUUCAGCCAAACUUGGAAAUCACAAACUCAAACGGCUCAUCUCACUUUCCUGAUUAUGCAGCAUUGUUUGAGAACGUCGGUAAACGUAAAAUGAUUGGUAAGAAUUCUACCUUUAAAAAUAAAACUAGAGUGAAAACAGAAAAGCUGGGAACGGAUACUUUUGAUGAGGAUAACGAUACUUCUUUUAUGAACACCAAGGUCAAGCAUGAGAAACAAGAAUUUGAUACUUUUGAUAACGACGUUGAUUCCUUUCCAAAUAGCAAGGUUCUGUUUGAAGCAUCAUCCACUGUCUCUUCAUCGACCACUGCCCAUUCUCGUCAUCCUAGCCAGUACGAGGACCUGAUGCACGACGACGAUGAUUAUGAUCGUAAUGAAAAUGGUGGGAACAGCACAAACGUGUUGUCGAAUGCCUCUAAGCGAAUCUUGGGUUCUAAGUUAAUGAAGCGUAAACCAUCCAAAAAAGAGUCGGAGCUAAAAAACAUCAAAACUAAGGUCAUGGCUGAUGGGGUUGAAGUUGAGGUGGAUAUGAAAACACUUAACUUACCUCAAGAUGCCCAGGCUUUCCCUAUUAGUGUGGUGAAUUCCAAAACUAGAACAAGAGGUCGUAAGGAGAAUAAGGAGGCAGAUUUGAGUGAUCUGACCAAGAUUUACUUGUGUACCUAUUGUUCUAGACGAUUCAAAAGACAAGAGCACUUGAAGCGGCACUUCAGAUCCUUACACACAUUUGAGAAGCCAUAUUCUUGUGAUAUUUGUAACAAGAAGUUCAGUAGAACUGACAACUUGAACCAACAUUUGAAGACACACAAGGAAGAGGAAGCAGCAGCCGAAGCCGCCGCUGCAGCAGCGGCUGCUGCUGCCACUUUAGGUGAAGCUACAUAA
Messenger RNA from Yamadazyma tenuis ATCC 10573, 2556 nucleotides. It is a transcript of the gene MNL1, whose product is annotated as Mnl1p. The record is from RefSeq and is a predicted model, not a curated record. Lineage: Eukaryota; Fungi; Ascomycota; Pichiomycetes; Serinales; Debaryomycetaceae. Gene Ontology annotation, molecular function: DNA-binding transcription factor activity, RNA polymerase II-specific; RNA polymerase II cis-regulatory region sequence-specific DNA binding. Gene Ontology annotation, cellular component: chromatin. Gene Ontology annotation, biological process: regulation of transcription by RNA polymerase II.